UUUUUUAUGUAUCAUUGUUCAUUUGCACUCUGAAGUUUUGUAUUGACUAUCAAACGGUUACGAGAUGGCACGUACCAAGCAAACCGCCCGCAAGUCGACCGGAGGAAAGGCGCCCAGGAAGCAGCUGGCCACUAAAGCCGCACGUAAGAGCGCACCCGCCACCGGAGGAGUGAAGAAGCCACAUCGUUACCGACCCGGAACCGUCGCCCUCCGUGAAAUCCGUCGUUACCAGAAGAGCACGGAACUGUUGAUCCGCAAAUUGCCGUUCCAACGUCUGGUGCGUGAGAUAGCCCAGGAUUUCAAGACCGACCUGCGUUUCCAGAGCUCUGCCGUCAUGGCGUUGCAAGAAGCUAGCGAGGCCUACUUGGUAGGACUGUUCGAAGACACCAAUCUGUGCGCCAUUCACGCCAAGCGUGUCACCAUCAUGCCAAAGGACAUCCAAUUGGCUCGUCGCAUCCGCGGAGAACGUGCUUAGAAUUAUUACUAUUAUUAUUAUUAUUAUUACAUUAAAAAGGCCCUUUUCAG
Messenger RNA from Metopolophium dirhodum (rose-grain aphid), 525 nucleotides. RefSeq names its product histone H3. Gene Ontology annotation, molecular function: DNA binding; structural constituent of chromatin; protein heterodimerization activity. The transcript has a single exon. The coding region runs from base 65 to 475 and encodes 136 amino acids. Lineage: Eukaryota; Metazoa; Arthropoda; Insecta; Hemiptera; Aphididae. Gene Ontology annotation, cellular component: nucleosome. The record is from RefSeq and is a predicted model, not a curated record.